GUAUAUUUACAUCAUUACGAAAGAGUCUCGGUUCAUGGUGGUCGUCUGCAGCCCUUGGAGUAGGGAUUUACACGUUACAUCUAGAAUCUAUCAUUCUAGAUCCAGACUACCGCAUUUAUUUAUGCGAUUAGGAUAUUAUGCAGUUUGAUAUCUCACAAUGAGUGCCAAGUCACCUCCAACCAGUUCACCUUCCAAACCUGAGAGUCACUGUGCCUCUAACAUUCCAGAGGAAGAUGCUAACUUGGAUUGCCUAACACACUGUGCUCUCCUGGCAGACUCUACCAGAUGCCCUUCACCCAGCAUCAGUAGUAGUGUCUCCAAUGAGGAGUCUAUGGACUCAACCCCAAGCUCCAGUAAAACCAUUACUGAUGAAAUGGUCAGGGAAGAGGAGCAGCUGUACAUUGCAGGGGUCAAGGAGGAGAAGAAGAGGGCAGAAGAUGAAGAGAACAUUUUGAAGAAGAUGAACACAGAGACACGAGAAGAGAGAUAUGAAAGGUUAAAGUUCCUUCUGAGUAAAAGUAAAAUCUAUUCUGAAUAUUUAGUAAACCGCAUCAAACAACAGAAGAUAGAUGAAGAAAAGCGUAGACAACAGAGGUUAAAAAAGGAACAGAAUAAAGAAAGCGAAAAAGAAGAGUCGGAACACAAUGAUGUCAGCUCUGGUCAGCAACAUGUGAGCAAAGGGUCCAAAAGAAAAUCAGACUGUCUAAACUCUAAGGCUAAAAAGCAAAAGACAACUACUAGUGGCACAUCUUCUGAGGAAAGCAAGGUUUUAAAAGUUGAUUCCAGUCUAAACGCCUCUGCUAGUACAGCUUCUCAGUCUCCUGACUCCACCGCUGCAGACAAUAGUGAGACAGUUAUUGACGAACCUGCAUUGAUUGAAAAAGCCUUAACUUUUGGUCUUCUUGAUCUUUCAGAUGAAAAAAGGUUUAUUAAUGGGGUGGAAGUACCUUAUUUACAGCCCAAACUUAUGACAGGUGGUGUCCUUCGUCCAUACCAAGUUGAAGGCUACAGCUGGUUGAAGGUCAUGUAUGAGAAUGCUGUGAAUGGAAUUUUGGCAGAUGAGAUGGGCCUGGGCAAGACUGUCCAGUGUAUAGCCAUUUUGUCUCAUUUGGUUUACAUGGGAGUGCCAGGACCAUUCUUAAUAUGUGCUCCUUUGUCCACCAUACCAAACUGGCUCUCAGAAUUUCAGACUUUUGCCCCAAAUGUACCCACAAUUUUGUAUCACGGACCAAAGGAUUCACGGUUACAGCUGACCAGGAGAAUCAGUAAAAAGUACAAAAUCCGUGAAGAUGUUUAUGUACAUCCAGUUGUUAUAACUUCAUAUGAAAUUGCCAUGAUAGAGCGGAAGACACUCUCCAGACAUGAAUGGAAGUACCUAAUUGUUGACGAGGGCCAUCGCAUUAAGAAUACUCACUGCCGCCUCAUUCGAGAGCUCAGGAUGUAUAGAUCUACUCAUAGGCUUCUGUUAACUGGAACUCCAUUACAGAACAGCCUAGCGGAGCUUUGGUCUCUAUUAAAUUUUCUGCUUCCUGAAAUUUUUGAUGACCUGGGAAGCUUUGAGUCGUGGUUUGACAUAAAUUGCAUGAAUGGUGCAGAGUCUGAAGAAAAGAUUGUCAAUCAGGAGCGGGUAGACAGCAUUCUUAGCAUGAUGCAUCAGAUAUUAUCUCCCUUCAUGCUGCGGCGCCUCAAAUCUGACGUUGACUUGAACAUCCCCCCCAAGAAGGAGAUCAUUGUCUAUGCUCCUCUUACACCUCAACAAAAAGAGUUCUACUCCGCGGUCAUUGAUAGAAGCAUUUGGGAUCUACUAAAAACAGACACGAUUCAUGCAUCACCGUCAUUGGAUAAUACACAACUGGGCAGAGGCAAACGGAAGACUGCAAAAGUGCAAUACAACAUUUUUAUGGAAACGGACCAAGACAGUAAAAAGUCUCUGCGUUCCUCUAAGUCAAAGAGGGUUAAUGAUGAAAAAAGCUAUGAAGAAGAAGAAUUGGAAUUUGAAAACUGGUUGAUGGCUGUUAGUGACAAAAAAACAGAGAAAGUUGAUAAAGGUACACAAGUAAAAAAAGUUCCUAAGUCUCAGGUCAAUGUUAAAAUGUGCAGUGUUAUGAUGCAAUUGAGGAAAUGUUGCAACCACCCAUACUUGUUAGAGCAUCCCAUUGAUGCCACAACUGGCAACCUUGUUCUCAACGAGGGAAUCAUAACCUCAUCUGGAAAGAUGCAAGUGCUUGACCAGAUGUUGGCUGAAUUAAAGAGACGAGGUCACAGGGUACUGUUGUUCAGUCAAAUGACUAGAAUGCUGGACCUCAUUCAAGACUUCUGUCAUAUCCGAGGCUAUGGCUACUGCAGGCUUGAUGGUAGUGACAACAUCGAUGAUCGCAAAGAGAGUAUGAGAGAAUUUAAUAAACGUGGAUCAGACAAGUUCAUCUUCUUGUUAAGUACCAGAGCAGGAGGUCUAGGCAUCAAUUUAACUGCAGCAGAUACUGUGAUUAUUUUUGAUAGUGACUGGAACCCACAGUGUGAUCUCCAGGCUCAGGAUCGCUGUCAUCGCAUUGGUCAGAACAAGCCUGUGGUGGUGUACAGGCUAGUCUCUGCAAACACCAUUGAUGAAAAGAUCAUUGAGAGAGCUGCGGCGAAAAGAAAGCUAGAGAAGCUGAUCAUACAUAAAGGCAAGUUUAAAAGUGGUAACUUCAUGGCUCGGGGGAAAGCUAUAAGUCCAGAAGAGCUGAGAGCCUUGCUGCAGUCCAAAGACCAUGAUGCAGUGGUCAACAAAGAUGACUUUAUCAUCAGUGAAUCUGAGCUCAGCUCUCUGCUAGAUAGAUCUGACCUGAUAAAAAAGUGGAAGAUGUCUCGUGGAAAGGGUGCGGCUAAACAAAAGAACACAAAACCAACUUUAAAUGAGGCCGCCAAGAAUAGCAAAAGUAUGAAACCAAAGAAGGCAACAGCAGAAGCAAGUGUGACACAGUCCAAGCUUUUUAAGGUUAUUGACAAUGAGGCUGGAGAAAGCACUGACAUUCAAUGUACAGAUAUGGAUAGUUUAGACCUUUUGACUACGUCUCUCAGUGCUAGCACAGAUACAGCCUGAGACAGUAGCACUGGCUAGUAGCAGCAUCACAUGGCCAGUGUUGUUGACACAGAGCCAGUAAAGUUGAUCUAGACUGCUUUAUCUCAACAAGAUAAAUGUUUGUUUAUACUGUAACUAAUAGUUUUCAUUCUCUUGUUUCUCAUUUAAUAUUUCUAAGUUGUUAGGUAUGCAUUUUAAGCAUACAUAUUUUUUAUUCUUAACAUUUUUAUGUCAUGGUUAGUUUAAUUGUCAGAUUAUCCUCAAUUUAUAAUCUUUUUAUUUUCCUUGUUCUACAAUAUGUUUUAAAAUGAGACAUUUGCUUUUGCAAUGUAACUUUGUUUCCCUUGUUAUUGAGCUGAUAAUUAUAAUUUUUAUGUUGUACAAAACUACUCAUUGGUCUAUAUGGGCCAAACUAGCUCAGUCUACACUUAUAUCAUGACUGUUUAAAUUUGCUUAUCAGUGAUGGUUUGUAUCCAGCUACAGUUUUUUUUUUUUUAAUAUAGUUCUAUCUCAAGCUGUGUUUUCUCAAGCACCCAUAGGCUCUGAACUCAGAGUACAUUAAGAUUGUUCCAUACUAUGUCAUCAAAAUGUAUAAAUUGCAUGAAGAAAACAUCUAAUAGUCUAAAUUAGGUUUCAGGUAUGGUAUUUAAAAAGGUAAAAAUAUAAUAUUGACAAUAUUUUGUUGAAGCUAAGCUGUUAAUUGUAUAAACAAUUUCUCUUCCCCCCCCCCCCCCCCCCCUCUUCUCAUUUAGUUUUUUUCUGUAGCUUUUGAGGUAACAAAUUGUACAAUACCAUUACCAUAUUGUACUGCAACAAUUAAGUUUUGUAGAAAGACAUUUUUUCUUAUUAUGAAAUGGUUUGCACCUUACUGCACCUGUCUCUAAACAUCCUGUGUCCUUUACAUUAUGAUUCAACUUUGGCCCAAUCCAAUUUGCAUGAUGAGUUUUGUUUCAGACUCAAAAUUCAGGGCUAUGAAAGAUUGUGGUAAGGCUCGUUGACUCAGGGCUAUGUCCAAGUUUGGUCACCAUUGCUUUUUUACAGGAAACCAGACAUUUCAUUAUUUUCUGGUCAUACUUUUCUGUCCCCUUACUGUGAAACGUUAUUUUUCUAUUUUUGUUAGCUUUUUAUUAAGUUCCCUCUUCCACUGUUAGAUGUUUUCCUUUGACAACUUAAAAGUUAGUUGACAGACAAUUCACUACCAAGGGUAUGGUGGCAGCAUGUAUUAUUGAAGUUUUACAGUGUAUUAUUGUAUUACGGUACUUAAAAAGGGGAUUGUUAUUGUUAAAUUCUAAGUUUUAUUUACUUCUGAUGUAAAUAAGUUUAUUUAACCCAAAAUACAUUUGGUUUUGGGCAAUUUUUGUUUCCUUUUUUCCAUUUGUAUAUUUAUUGUUGACAUUUUUACAUUUUUUUAAAUUUCUGCCAACUUUUUGUUUCAAAAAUUGUAAUCCAUACCAUGAUAAAAGCAUCCUGCUGUUCUAUUGUUGUCCACCAAGGUGUUCAUACAUGAUUCUUGUUUCUCACAUCAUGUUCUAUAAAGCAUUUGUGUUAAGCUCUUGAAAUUUGUAACAAUGUACAUAUUAUAUAUAUUGUAAUACAUUUUUUAAAGUAACAACAUUUACUAAGCUUUCAGAUGAUCAAAUAGAAGUUUUACAAUUCCUUUUGCAAACAAUAAUUGGCUUGUUUUGUUUCUUAAAUAUUGUGUCUGCCUAAUCAAAGUUAAUGUAACCUUUAGGAAGGAACACACUUCUCACAUUGAUGAUUUGAAAAUAUGACAUUGUGAGAACUAAACACAUUUUAUUGUAAACAGUAUCAGAAAUGUGAGAAUUCCAACUAGGUUUUCAAUUUUACAUUCAGGC
This is a messenger RNA of Biomphalaria glabrata, 4917 nucleotides long. Its product is annotated as lymphocyte-specific helicase-like. The coding region runs from base 158 to 3082 and encodes 974 amino acids. The record is from RefSeq and is a predicted model, not a curated record. Gene Ontology annotation, molecular function: ATP binding; ATP-dependent chromatin remodeler activity; chromatin binding. NCBI's taxonomy places the organism in Eukaryota, Metazoa, Mollusca, Gastropoda, Planorbidae. The transcript is spliced from 9 exons. Gene Ontology annotation, biological process: DNA methylation-dependent constitutive heterochromatin formation; lymphocyte proliferation; pericentric heterochromatin formation. Gene Ontology annotation, cellular component: pericentric heterochromatin; nucleus.